AUGCCGCGCACGACCAUGCCGCGCGAGCUGGGAAACAAAGCCUCGCGGCCGCGCAACCUGUCUCGCGUACCACGGCCGAUGGCGCCGUCCGAGCCGGGCAACUACGUCCCGCGUCCGGCCAAGAAUUCAUCGGCCAAUCUUCAUCCGUCCGACCACAGCGGCCGACCACGCAUCCGUCCGGCCACGACCGUUCCGAUCGUACUAGGAGCGGCCAUGAUCUCUUCUGGUGUGGCUAGAAGGUGUUCUUCUUGGUGUGAUGCGGCUUGGCUAGACGUCUCCAGGUCGGCUGCUUCAAGGUAA
Molecule: messenger RNA, 300 nt
Organism: Microthlaspi erraticum
Lineage: Eukaryota; Viridiplantae; Streptophyta; Magnoliopsida; Brassicales; Brassicaceae
Source: the annotation of a GenBank genome assembly